GCUUUCUCAGUUAGUAACUCAGGUUACUCAGUUAGUAACCCUACUUUUUCUGCCACAUUCUGUGGUGUGAUUCAUUUUCACUUGCUAGGAUCCAUGAGAACAGGCAAAAACAACAACAACAAAAAACAGAUUGAGUUGCUGAAUGUUGCUAAAGUCAGAAGUUGAAAUGUUGAUGUAUUCCUUUGAUUUUUUUUGAUACUCUUUGAUCCUCUGUGCAGUAGCACAGAAGUGGCAGGUGCCCUGAGAAAUUGUAGUAGAGAAGUGUGGAAUUCAAAGCGAGGUUGCUAAUUGCACUGUGGGAUAACAGAAGUCUACCUGUAACUUAAGCUGCUCUGCCCCAUCUUACUCCAAAAAGUCAUGCCAGUAGACAGAAGAGCUGUGCAAGAGAAGCGACUUCUGAGCCAUGCUGGCGACAAGCAGCAGAGACCGUUGUUAUCCAGGAGAGGCAACGACACUGGAAACGGGUCUCGCUCCGAAAAGAACCUCCAAGCAGCAAUUUGUCUGCUGCUGGUGGAGCUCUGUGAGAGGUUCACCUUCUUUGGCAUCGUCUGCAACAUGAUCCUGUUCUGUACGGUCAAACUCGGCUACUGCAACUACCAGGCGGCGAUCGUCAACAUGUGCUUUGUAGGCACCUCCAUGUUGACCCCGGUGCUGGUCGGCUGGCUCGCAGAGUGUCUCGUGGGCAGGAUCAAGCUCGUGUGCAUCUGCCUGUUUCUGCACUUCCUAGGCACAGUCCUACUACCUGUUGUGGCAUUUCCCUUUGAAGAUAUUUACAUUGACAGGAGGCAUAUUCUUCACACACUGACCAAAAAGGAGCAGAAAAUAGUGUUUUACUUUGCACUAUUAACAGCUAGCUUGGGAAUUGGAGGCAUAAGAGCUAUAGUUUGUCCACUGAGCGCGUACAACCUGGAGGACUGUGGAUUAAAGGAACUUCUUUCUUUCUUCAACUGGUUUUACUGGCUGGUUAACUUAAACUCAGCAGUUGUCUUUGUUAGCAUUUCUUAUAUCCAGCAAUCGGUGGCCCGGAACCUUGGUUUUCUUAUCCCAUUUGUAUCUGUACUAAUGGCUAUGAUCACAAUUCACAUGGUGCGUGGUGAAAUGAUUUACAAACCUAAAACAGAGAGUUCCCUGCUGACGACUUUUGGGGUAAUUACUAGUGCACUGAAAACAUGCUGUGUCCGAUAUCGCUGCCUUAGUGGAGGUGUGACAAACUGGUUAGAUCAUGCCAAGGAAAACUACGGUGGUCGGUACAGCGAGGCUCAGGUGGAAAGCACAAAAUCACUUGCCAGGCUCUUUCCACUGUUUGCUUUCCAAAUUCUAUACAGAACAUGUAUCAUGCAGAUUCCUUCAGGAUAUUAUCUCCAAACCAUGAAUUCCAACUUGAACUUCAGUGGAUUUGUCUUGCCAAUUGCAGCAAUGAACGUGAUAAGCAUAGUACCAUUAUUAAUUCUUGUUCCUAUUUUGGAAUGCAUUAACUCAUGCCUCUUUAGUUCCAAGGGAAGUAGGCAUUCUCUGACAAUUUACAUUGUUGCAGGUCAGUUAUGUGCUGCACUUUCCGUGAUGGUUGCCGGCUUCUCUGAAAUGCACAGGAAGCGUUUUCCUCAGGUGGAACAGACUCUUUCCAAGGAGGUUCUCCUGGUCUCCUCCAUGCCUUGUUUCCACUUAGCUCCUCAGUACAUUUUACUUGGAGUGGCUGAAGCCUUGGUAACUCCCUGCUGUUCCUUGCUGUCAUUCCGGCUUGUGCCAGAAAGAAUUCGAGGGAUUUCUAUGCAUUUUUUAACUCUCUUCAAUGGAGCUGGCUGCUUUAUAGGAGCUUUCAUUGUCCAGACUGUCCAUACAGGAAGUCGAGGCAACUGGUUUCCACACUUGUUGCAUGAAGGUAAAUUAGAGAGAUUCUUCUUCUUCUUGGCUUCCUUAAUGAUGGCAAACACCCUGGGAUUCUGGACCAUUGCACACAGAUACAAUGAUCUGAGUCAGGAGUACACCAAAGAGUUCAGAGGAAGUCUUCCUGAAGCAAAACCUUUGCAGCAUCAAAAAGCUAUCAAGUUUUAUGACAGUGUCCUAGACUGUUCUCCCAUUUUGUCUCCUAUGGAGACGACAUGAUAAAAUUUCACUCUUUUUAUGAAAUGCAAUCAGAAUUUAAUAUACCAGCUUCUUAACAAUAAAUGUCAUGGUAAACGUCAACAUAUUUUUGAAUUACUAUAAUAAUAAUGUUAUUUCUAAGUGAACAAUGUAAGCGUCACAGGAUUUGCUCUUGUAGGAUUCUGUGCUAUGUAUCAUAAUGCACAUUGGAGACCAUGAUAGCUCACUGCUUAGCAUGAUCCAUUUAAAAAAAAAAGUUUUUAAUCUGUAUAGGA
Molecule: messenger RNA, 2357 nt
Organism: Nothoprocta perdicaria
Lineage: Eukaryota; Metazoa; Chordata; Aves; Tinamiformes; Tinamidae
Gene: SLC15A5
Product: solute carrier family 15 member 5
Exons: 10
Coding region: 358-2103 (581 amino acids)
Biological process (GO): transmembrane transport
Cellular component (GO): membrane
Molecular function (GO): transmembrane transporter activity
Source: RefSeq, a predicted model, not a curated record